AUGAGUUCACAACAACAACAAUCAUCAUCAACUUCAACCAAUAAUAAUAGUUUACAACAACCAAUACCUACAAUAUCUGUUAAAUUAGUUUUAUUAGGUGAAGCAGCUGUUGGUAAAUCUUCAUUGGUUUUAAGAUUUGUUUCUAAUGAUUUUCAAGAAAAUAAAGAACCAACUAUUGGUGCAGCUUUUUUAACUCAAAAAUGUACAAUAAAUAAUCAAAUUAUAAAAUAUGAAAUUUGGGAUACUGCUGGUCAAGAAAGAUUUGCAAGUUUAGCUCCGAUGUAUUAUAGAAAUGCUCAAGCUGCUAUUAUUGUAUAUGAUAUUACAAAACCUGCAAGUUUUAUAAAAGCAAGACAUUGGGUUAAAGAAUUACAUGAACAAGCAAAUAAAAAUAUAACUAUUGCUUUAGUUGGUAAUAAAUAUGAUUUAGUAGAAGAUGAAGAAGAAGGUGGUGCCAAUGAAAAUGAAGAAUCAUUAAGAAAAGUUAGUUAUGAAGAAGGUUUAAAUUUAGCAAAUGAAGAAGGUUUAUUAUUUUUUGAAACUAGUGCAAAAACAAAUCAUAAUAUAACUGAAGUAUUUGUUGCAAUUGGUGAAAAAAUUCCAAAAGAUAAAUCAAAUGAAAGUAAUAUAAAUAAUGGAAAUGAAGGUGGUAGAAUUGAUUUAUUAAAUAAUGAACAUAUACCACAAAAAUCAAAUACAUGUUGUUAA
This is a messenger RNA of Insectozyma verbasci, 708 nucleotides long. Lineage: Eukaryota; Fungi; Ascomycota; Pichiomycetes; Serinales; Debaryomycetaceae. The record is from the annotation of a GenBank genome assembly.